Molecule: messenger RNA, 945 nt
Organism: Brettanomyces bruxellensis
Lineage: Eukaryota; Fungi; Ascomycota; Pichiomycetes; Pichiales; Pichiaceae
Gene: SIT4
Product: sporulation-induced protein
Exons: 1
Coding region: 1-945 (314 amino acids)
Biological process (GO): G1/S transition of mitotic cell cycle; peptidyl-serine dephosphorylation
Cellular component (GO): cytoplasm
Molecular function (GO): protein serine/threonine phosphatase activity
Source: RefSeq, a predicted model, not a curated record
AUGGCUCGCGACCCAGACCAAUGGCUUGAGGACAUUAAAAAUUGCAAGUACCUUCCAGAAAGUGAUAUGAAGGUACUUUGCGAAAGGGUGAAGGAUCUUCUUAUGGAAGAGUCAAACAUUCAGCCAGUGAAAUCUCCCGUCACUGUUUGCGGAGAUAUUCAUGGUCAGUUUCACGAUCUUUUAGAACUUUUUAAAAUAGCUGGAGGUUUCCCAUCGGACUCUAACAUGAGUACUAAUUAUGUGUUUCUGGGCGAUUAUGUAGACCGGGGAUACUUCUCUUUAGAAACAUUUACUUUGAUGAUGAUACUAAAGGUGAAGUAUCCUGAGCAUAUAACGCUAGUGCGCGGUAAUCAUGAAUCAAGACAGAUCACACAAGUUUACGGUUUCUAUGAAGAAUGUUUAACAAAAUACGGAUCCACGAUGGUGUGGAAAUAUUGCUGUCAAGUCUUUGAUUUUCUUACUUUAAGUGCAGUCAUUGAUGGCCGGAUAUUAUGUAUUCAUGGAGGAUUAUCGCCAGAGAUCCGCAUGCUGGACCAAAUUCGUGUUCUUUCUCGGGCCCAGGAGGUUCCUCAUGAAGGAGGAUUCUGUGAUUUAGUGUGGUCUGAUCCAGAUAAUGUCGACACGUGGGCAAUCUCACCGAGAGGAGCCGGUUGGCUAUUUGGUGCCAAGGUUGCAAGGGAAUUCAAUCACAUAAAUAAUUUGCAGUUGAUAGCGAGAGCCCAUCAACUAGUUAUGGAAGGUUUUAGGUAUCAUUUUCCAGAUAAAGACGUUGUGACAGUUUGGUCGGCACCAAAUUAUUGUUAUCGAUGUGGUAAUGUUGCCAGCGUUAUGAAAGUGGAUGAUCACUUGGAUGUUAAUUUCCAAAUAUUUUCAGCAGUUCCGGAUGAUACUCUAAUGAUGAAUCCAUCGAAGACUCAGAAGAAUAAUAAUGAAUACUUUUUAUGA